AUGGAUGCUUGCCACGUUGGUAAUGAAGGUCGGGGUGUGAGUGAAGACGUAGUUAGUGCAGUAAAACUAUUUCAGGAUGCUGCUUUAAUGGAUAAUAAGCAUGCUAAGUUUCAUCUUGAUAUGAUGUACGAAUACGGUCGUGGUGUUCCACGAGACUUUAGUACGCAGCCAAAUUAUAUCGAUAAAGCUGCGAGCAUGUACCAGACGCUUCAUAUUUCCUCGGAUUACUCUUCCUUUAGGAUCAUGGCGUUGAUCAAAGCUUUGAACGUGCGUGAACAAUUUCUAAAGGCCGUGGAUCUAGGGGGUGCGCAAGCUAUGUACGCAUUGCGACAAAUGCACAUCCAUGGCCAAGGAUGUACUAUCGACGUUUAG
Plasmopara halstedii is the source of this 372-nucleotide messenger RNA. RefSeq names its product Tetratricopeptide-like helical. The coding region runs from base 1 to 372 and encodes 123 amino acids. The record is from RefSeq and is a predicted model, not a curated record. The transcript has a single exon. Gene Ontology annotation, molecular function: protein binding. Lineage: Eukaryota; Oomycota; Peronosporomycetes; Peronosporales; Peronosporaceae.